UGUUUUUACCCCUGCACACACCAACUCAAUCUCACACAUGCAACUGUCUUCUUGAGCACACAGACACCCACGACAACCAAGCUGACAAGCUUUCGGAGGCUUUGAACAGAAAAAUAUAUAAAAUACGUAGCCUGGGUGUACACCUCCUGUUUUGGGUGUGGUGUAAAAAAAAAGCAACUUUUAAAACCUUUGGAAAUCUUACACAGAACUCAACCUGAAGGACCAACGCGGAUAUCAAAGAAUGAUGGAGAAAGAGCCGCUGGACCCUCAUGCCCCUCCCCCUGGAGAAACCAACGACACGACAUUACAGAAGCUUAAGAAGUUAUUUCAGAGGAACAAAAAGCAGAAUGCUGUGGAGACAGAGGCCGGGCAGCAGCCUAACGGCGAGGUAGUCAACACAGGGCCGGUCUUCUUCGUGUAUGAGGAGGAGUAUGAAGAUGAGGACGAGGAGGAUGACCAACCCCCUGCUGAGCCAGUCAAACCAGUCAACAACAAACCUCACAAAUUCAAGGAUCAUUACUUAAAGAAACCCAAGUUCUGUGACGUGUGUGCCAGAAUGAUUGUGUUAAAUAACAAGUUUGGUCUGCGAUGUAAAAACUGCAAAACAAAUAUUCACCAUCACUGCCAGUCAUUCGUGGAGAUGCAGGAGUGCUUUGGUAAGAUUCCUCCUGGUUUCCGACGAGCCUACAGCUCCCCCCUGUACAGCAACCAACAGAACGCCUGCGUCACAGAGCUGCUGCCUUUCUCUCAGUCUAACAGGUCAGACCCGGUCUUUGAGACCCUGAGAGUGGGAGUCAUAAUGGCGAACAAGGAAAGGAAAAAAGAUUCAGACGACAAGAAAAAUAUGAUGAUGGCGAUGAUGGAGGAGGAAGAGGCAGCACCCAAGCCUGAGGAAGGGAAGGCAGAAGGAGGUAACCCUGAGGCAGACAAAAAAGGAGAUAAAGCACCAACGGAUGACAAGCACAAGAAACCUCAACCUGGUGCGUUCACGCAGUCUCACUAUUACCUGGCUCUCUAUCGAUUCAAGGCUCUGGAGAAAGAUGACUUGGACUUCCACGCAGGGGACAGAAUUACAGUGAUUGAUGAUUCCAAUGAGGAAUGGUGGAGGGGUAAGAUUGGUGAGAAGUCUGGUUACCUCCCGGCAAACUAUAUCAUCCGAGUGAAAGCGAGCGAGCGUGUCUACAAAGUGACCCGGUCGUUCGUGGGGAAUCGAGAGCUGGCUCAGAUCACACUGAAGAAAGACCAGAUUGUGGUCAAGAAAGGCGAGGAGCUUAACGGGUACAUGAAGGUGAGCACUGGAAGGAAACUGGGCUUCUUCCCUGCUGAUCUGCUGCAAGAAAUCUGAGGGGGGUCCACUGGAACCAGAACACAACAGCUCGGACAGGCGUGCACCGACAACACCAGGUCUGACGUGAACCCAAACCUACGUACACGCAUGCACGUGGAAAACAAACAUUUGAGCUCUGACUAAACAGCCUCUUUGUGAAGCACAUUUCCUUUUUCAAAUGAUUUUAUUAUUUAAAAAAAAUCAAAUAAAAAACACAGCAAAAACAGAUUUCAAUUGCCGGUUCUUUAUAAUUAAAGCAUUUCUCUUUUUUUAUUUUUAUUUUAUUUUAAAUAAGAAUGCCGUUUUGUCUUUGGUGCGUACAGCUAAGUCUGGCGAGCUCCAUUAUUUCAACCCUACAGUUUAGCUUGAGUGGGUGUUAAGGUGUCUCUGUCUGUCUGUGUUGCAGUUUGUGUCGAGGGAGGAGAGAGGACGCUGUCUUGGCCUGUGGGUUCAAACCAAAUAGGGGCUUGUGGGCCACAGGAGGCCAAGCUAUUCAAGGUCCAUGCUGAGGCCGGGGGUGUCAGGUUGCCUCCUUGUUUAUUGCAUGGAUAAUUAGGCUAUUAGGGGAAUAGCUGAUGUAAUGUAAGGAUGUUGGCCAUGGGACACAGAGGCAAAUAUUUUUUAUUAUGAUAGAUGUUGACGUAAUGUACCAUAAUUUUUUUUAAUAAGUUGGCAUCCUAGCCUAUUGGGUUGAAUUGAAGGCGCAAAUUAAAAACGUCAAAGACAAAUGUCUUAGCAAUUAAAGAGCAAGCUCUGUAGUUGAGAGGGAAGUACGGGUCUAAUGCUGAUGUGAUUUUACCCCGUUUUUCUCCCAAUUUGAAAUACACAAUUGUAUUUUUUUUUACACUCAGCUCACCGUUACCAGCCCCGUGCUGACUCAGGAGCGGCGAGGACGAACACAAGCUGUCUUCCGAAGCGUGUGCCGUCAGCCGACUGCUUCUUUUCACUCUGCAGGCCCGCCUUGUAGCCAACCCAGAGCUACAGCGUCGGAGGACAACGCAGCUCUGGGCAGCUUACAGGCAAGCCCGCAGGCGCCUGGCCAGUCUACAGGGGUCGCUGGUGCGCAGUGAGGCGAGGACACCCUUGCUGACCUAAGCCCCAAACUAAAAUAUAUACUAAUAUAUUUUAGUUUGGGCGUUCUGAGUGUAUUAUUUAAAUUGCCCUUUUUCUUUUAUAAAUAUAAUUUAUUUCUGAUAGCUAGUGUAAGUUUCCCCAGGGUUAAAUGUUUCUAGAAUAACUGUCUUGUAAUCCGUUAUUUAAUAGGAUAUGAAUUAAAAAUGAAAAUCGUUUACUUCAUUUGACUUCAAUAGUAACUCCUAUUCUUCUCCUAUAUAGUUACUAACAUUUCAAAUCCUGCUAAUGAUCAUUCACAGUGUCACAGUCUGUCACUUCUUAGCAAUAAACCAAGUUGGUAGACUUGCCUUUCGGAUACUGUGCAAAAUUGACCACUGUGUGUUUCUUUAAUUCAGUUUUUGAGGAAUCCACUGUUUUCUGUUGAACUAGAAAAUUAAUAUAUAUAUACAUAUAUAUAUAUAUAUAUAUAUAUAUAUAUAUAUAACAGGUGGCAUAAUAGAAAUAUUUUGAUAACACUGUAUCAAAUACACUUAUUACAAUGUAAUAACAUAGUAACAACAUACAGUAUUGUGUAGUUACAAUGCAACUGUGUGCUUAAUUACAAGAUGUUUUUAGUUGCUUGGGUAUUACACUGUACUGUACUUACACAUGAGGUUGUGUAUUUACAAUAUAAUUAAUAUGUUGCCACACAUGCAAUCACAAUGUAAUUAGUGUACAGACAGAGAUUUGAUGAAGCCUUAAGCAGGUGAUCAACCUUAGAUUGUAAUCAUUUAGAUAAACAAUAACCUAUUUAGCGUGCCUCUGUUUAUUUCUGCAGAACCUUCUCAUAUGCUUUAUGUACAUUCAGAUCCAUGCUGCUAAAGUUUAAAAUCCUGCUGAAGCCAGUUCUAGAUUUUUGUACAGUAGAUUGUAUAUUUCGUGUUUGUAUUUCAGUGCUAACUUUACACUAUUGCGUUACGUUUAAAGAAUGUUUCCCUAGAUCUUGUUUACUUCUUUCUGCGCUAGUAAAUUGCAUGCUUUUAAGGCAUUGAGGUUUUAGAUUGUGAUAGCACAGAAAGCAAUUACUUGUGAAGGUCGUUAGCAUGACCUAUGUUUGAUCUGAAUUCAACAUUAGAACUUUCUGUGACAUCCAGUGCUUGAUUGUCAGUAAGAUUGUUUUCCUCAUUAGGAUACAAGGCGUCACUUUAUACCGUGAAACACGUUAUAAUGUGGUACAGCAAUGGCUCCCAUUUGCCCUACAAUACCAUUACACUAGCACAUGUCUUCUUCUUGUAAGGCGGAUCACAAACUACCUAUAACUCCUGACUACAGCGAUGUAAAGGGGGAUCAUUAUAUAUGUACUCGAGCCAACUUCCCAAUGUUUCGGUAUGUUUAACAUGCCUUUGUCAAGGGAAAGUAGGAGGCUGUGUGGUCCAGUGGUUAAAGAAAAGGGCUUGUAACCAGGAGGUCCCCGGUUCAAAUCCCACCUCAGCCACUGACUCAUUGUGUGACCCUGAGCAAGUCACUUAACCUCCUUGUGCUCCGUCUUUCGGGUGAGACGUAAUUGUAAGUGACUCUGCAGCUGAUGCAUAGUUCACACACCCUAGUCUCUGUAAGUCACCUUGGAUAAAGGCGUCUGCUAAAUAAACAAAUAAAGUGUGUUUGAAAACAAACAGUGGAGGUACGUAUAGACUUUGACUACAUUUCUAUUGAAAUCUUUUAAUGUGCUUGUCAUUUACUACAUAGUUAAUGAUGUAACGAUCUGCUAUUCCUGUCUAUUUAAACCUUCAGGCAUAGACACAUGUGUACAUAAAGUAUAUGCAAUGUACUUUAUAGGUUCCCUCACUUACUUGGUAGGCAUCUGUUAAAAUUCACAAGUGCAAUUUAACCCCCACAGCGGGUAUUAGUCUGUACCUCCACACUAUUGAGAGUCUGCUAAUUAACUACUAAUGAAAUCACCUGGGUCUCCCAACGCUAGUACAGUAGUGACACUACAGUCUCGACCUGCCAUGUAUAAUAUAUAGUGAGCCCUGUACAGAGUGUGCUGUCCUUCAUCAGUGGUCAAGCUUCUAUCUCCUGUCAUCUUCCAUUGCCUGAAACGUGCCUUACAUAAAUAGCUGGAUAAGUUCAGUUUGCACAAUAUGUUCGCCCAUAUAUGUUUAUAUAUGAUAUAUGAUAUAUGUUUGAUAUAUCAUCAAAACCGUCUGAACAAUUUUAAUCAUUUUAGCUGUUCUAUUUAUUUUGUUGAUCUAAUUUCUAAUUGUAACAUGGAAGUGUGAAAUUUGGGGUGACUGUCUGAAUACAUUUUGGUGUCUCUCUCUGCUGUCGUUUUCGAAUUGAACUGCUUUUUCCCUGUGAACUUUGAACUUAGACACACCUUUUUAUUUUGUUGUUCAAAGUGCCUUGAUAUACUAGAGGGGUCUGUUCGCCUGUAAAAUGCAUUUCUUCUAUAGGAACUGUUCCUUUGGGUUUUGUAGCGUUGUUCGAUGUGUGAAAAAAAAAAUUGUUAGAAGAUGAAUAAAGAAUAAAUUACUUGUGUUUUUUUAUA
Molecule: messenger RNA, 4928 nt
Organism: Acipenser ruthenus (sterlet)
Lineage: Eukaryota; Metazoa; Chordata; Actinopteri; Acipenseriformes; Acipenseridae
Product: SH3 and cysteine-rich domain-containing protein 3
Exons: 13
Coding region: 242-1345 (367 amino acids)
Biological process (GO): positive regulation of protein localization to plasma membrane; skeletal muscle contraction; positive regulation of voltage-gated calcium channel activity
Cellular component (GO): extrinsic component of cytoplasmic side of plasma membrane
Molecular function (GO): protein binding
Source: RefSeq, a predicted model, not a curated record